This is a messenger RNA of Triticum urartu, 1261 nucleotides long. RefSeq lists its product as uncharacterized. Gene Ontology annotation, biological process: asymmetric cell division. NCBI's taxonomy places the organism in Eukaryota, Viridiplantae, Streptophyta, Magnoliopsida, Poales, Poaceae. The record is from RefSeq and is a predicted model, not a curated record.
ACUUCCUCGCCGGCCACCGUCGGCGCCCACCUCACCAAUGCUGCCUGCGCCAGCAGGAUCCGGCGCGAGUGCCGCUCACCACGGUCCUUGCUGUCGCGCAUUCUCGGCAGGGGCAGCAGCAGGUUCGGCUGCCGCCUGCGCAUUCCCCGCUACUGCUCCAGCGGCGCCGGAGCGGCCGCCAAGGAGGACGCCGUAGAGGAGGUGGUGGCCGCGCCGAAGGUCGUGGCGAGCAAGCAAGAAACAGAGGUUCGCGAGUCGCCUCGGAGUUCCCUGCAGGGGAUGAAGGCGGCGCCGGAGGUGUCGGCGGCGAGCCUCGGGCUGGGCGCGGGCCUGGUGCUGCUGCUGUCCAGGGGCGCGGCGGAGCUGAGCAGGAUGGCGGAGCUGCGCGCCCAGAUGGAGCGGCUGGUGAUGGACGUCAAGGCGGAGGCGCGUGGCAGCACCCGCUCCGACUUGUCUGACGGCGGCCAUGUCGACGACGGGGCCAGCGUCGUCAAGGAGCGCGUCGUCUUUAAGGACGCCGGCGGCGAGGACGCCCCGUUGUCCCGUGGUUCGCGCGAUGCUGCCUCGGCGUGCGGCGAUGCCGGCGUUGGAGAUGCCGCCGCGGCCUUGGAUCAAAUGGAAGCAGAGCUCGAGGCUGAACUGAAGCGCCUGCAGGUCGACUCCGACCACGACGAUGAGGAGGAAUGUGUUAGACCGCGGCGAGAUCACCAGCUCGAGUCGGAGGCCAAGAGCGACAUCUCCUCGGAGAGCAGCUCCCUUGCUUGCGUCGACAUAGACGGUGACCAAGACAUAGACGUGGCAACAGAAUGCAAGGAACACGAAGACAACGAGGAGGACGAUGAGGAGGAAUGCGUGAGACCGCGGCGAGAUCACAAGCUCGAGUCCGAGGCGAAGAGCGACAUCUCCUCGGAGAGCCGCUCCCCUGCUUGCGUCGACAUCGACGGUGUCCUCGGCGACGCGGCAAGAGAUUGCAAGGAACACGAAGACAACGAGGAGGAGGAGGAGGAGGGAGACACUGACGAAGAGGAUGAAGAGAGCAAGGCGUGCCACGGCGGUGUGCCGGCCCGGGUGCUGGAGCGGAGGCUGCACGAGCUCCUGCAGUCGCGGCACGAGCAGCGGAUCGCGGAUCUGGAGACGGAGCUGCAGCGCGCGCAGAGGAAGCUGCGGGACAAGGAGCGCGAGGUGUCUCGGUGGCGCGACACAGCCAAUCUCGUCUCCAACCACAAGGAUGAGUCGUUGCUCAGGUAGAACCAACGGACCG